Molecule: messenger RNA, 2254 nt
Organism: Brienomyrus brachyistius
Lineage: Eukaryota; Metazoa; Chordata; Actinopteri; Osteoglossiformes; Mormyridae
Gene: sntg2
Product: syntrophin, gamma 2
Exons: 17
Coding region: 394-2007 (537 amino acids)
Cellular component (GO): intracellular anatomical structure; dystrophin-associated glycoprotein complex
Molecular function (GO): protein binding; structural molecule activity
Source: RefSeq, a predicted model, not a curated record
UGAACUGAGCGUCUCGGCGCUCGCAUCGGCACUGCGCAGUGCAGCUGGUAACGGCAUCGCGGAGCGUACUCCGCUCUGAAGCCCCGAGGAGGGAAGACUUCGCCAGGGAGAGUCUCUCUUCUGCCUACGGGGAAUAAAACAAACAAAAUAUAUAAAGGUGGAAGAAAGAGCCCCUCCCGUCACAAAGUGGUGGUGGAGAGCGGGACUCAGCUGCCUUCGAUCGCUCUCCGUCAGCGAGCGGAGCAGCAUGCUUCAGAUCUUUCUGCCUGCCUUCCGCGGCGCUCAAGACGGGAUCAUUUGUAGGCAGAACCUGGCUUUUUCUGGGGUUUUUUUCCGGGAUGAAUGAGUGACAAAUCCCCCUUCCGAGUUCACCAGUAAGGGCUUGCAUGGGAGAUGAACGUGGCCGGGAAUCAGCCAGCUGAAGUCAUUGAGCGACCAGUCAGCCUCCCGGUGCCAACUUGGACUAAAACUGGAAUAGCCUUGCUGUACAACAAAGACACCGAUAAUACCUGUGAUAUUCGUCUAAAGCUAACAAAAGAAGUAUUAACCAUACAAAAACAGGAUGUGAUCCGAAUCGGCGGAGCCGAAUCCCAUUCAGAUCACAGAACCGUUGUACUUCGGAGGCAAGCUGUUGGGGGCUUGGGUCUAAGCAUCAAAGGAGGGUCAGAACACAAAGUGUCCGUGGUCAUUUCAAAGAUAUUUAAAGAUCAAGUUGCCGAUCAAACAGGAAUGCUGUUCGUUGGAGACGCAGUGUUACAGAUCAAUGGCAUCAGUGUUGAAAACUCUACACAUGAAGAAGUUGUGCAUCUAUUGCGCAAUGCUGGAGACGAAGUCACAAUUACUGUUCAGUACUUCAGGGAUGCACCAUCAUUUCUAAAGCUUCCACUAGGCUCUCCUGAACCACGCAGUGAUCACAGUAGCAGAACAUCAUCUCCACUGUCCGACAGUGGUUUUCAUCUAAAUGGAAAUUCAAAUCACAGAGUCCCAUCUUCACCUCCGUCACCCUCAGCUAAUGAACCAAAGUACAAGAAGUGCUGGGUGGGUGCCGUGUCCCUACCCCUGCUGAUGGCCCGAGUCUCCAGGUGUAGAGCUGGAACCGAUAAAUUAAGGUCCAACUGCUUUGAAGUUCUUGCCUUAAAUGGGGAACGUUCCAGUGUUCUACAGUUUUGCACGGCUGCUGAAAGCACAGACUGGAUUCAGUCAAUAUCGAAUAACAUCAACAACUUAACACUCGAAAAUAUGAAAACGAUUAACAAAUGCUUUGCACCUGAUGACCAGAUCAUCCACAUGGGAUGGGUGUGUGACCACUUACAAUCCAGCGACUCCCCACCUCACUGCUUCAAGUUUCUUGCAUUAAAAGGCUCCUCUCUCUACAUCUUCAGGACCCCCCCAGUCAGCACGUUGGAGUGGGGACGAGCUGAGGCGAUUCACAACCUCUGUGAAGUUCUCUUUAAGACUCACAAGCUCUGGAUUGCAGAGGACUGUUGGAUCCAGUCAAAGCUUCAGCUGAGUCACCAUCACGAUUGUGAGUCACAGAAUAGUAAGCCUUACAGCUUCAGUGUCCUGCUGGGGCACGGCCAGAGUCAUUCCUUCAGUGUCGAGCUGGGCAGUGAUCUCACCAUAUGGGAGAACUCCUUCCAAAGAGCGGUAUUCAUGGAGGUACAGAGAGCAAGGUCAAAGACCUACCUGUGUAGCAACCAGGGAAAAAUCCUCUGUUUCACUAUAGAUUUUGAGUCUGGAUUCACAUGCUCUGAAAGUAGCACAAAGAAUAUCGUUUGGAAGUACAAAUUUUCCCAACUGAAGGGAUCUUCCGACGACGGGAAGACGCGCGUGAAACUCCUCUUCCAGAAUUCAGAAAACAAGCAAAUAGAAAUGAAGGAGCUGGAGUUUGCAAACCUGACUGCUGUCUUGCACUGUGUUCACUCCUUCAUCGCUGCCAAAGUAGCCUCUAUGGACCCCGUCUUCAUCAACAGUCAGAACGUCAGCAGGAAGCACACACACAGCUAGGACUCAGCAGACUUUUCCUCUGCACUUGUUUCUAGCCGAUCUGCUAUUUUAUUAAUAUUAUGUCUGUAAAUAUAUUUAUUCCUUUUUAUUUUUGUAUAAGUCUUUAAAGAUUAGGGAGAAAAUGUUUAAAAUGAAUGAAUUUUGGCAAUAGGGAGUUUUUUUUAUUGAUGAUUGAAGAAUCAUUUCAAAAUCUGGUUGCAUUUUACACAAUGACCCUGUAGAAAACUGUAGAGCUACCUAGGAUCUG